Messenger RNA from Aureobasidium namibiae CBS 147.97, 885 nucleotides. Its product is annotated as alpha/beta hydrolase BEM46/Esterase/lipase/thioesterase. Lineage: Eukaryota; Fungi; Ascomycota; Dothideomycetes; Dothideales; Saccotheciaceae. Gene Ontology annotation, cellular component: membrane. The coding region runs from base 1 to 885 and encodes 294 amino acids. The record is from RefSeq and is a predicted model, not a curated record. Gene Ontology annotation, molecular function: palmitoyl-(protein) hydrolase activity. The transcript has 5 exons.
AUGGCCACUCUACUAUGGGGCUAUCUUCGCAUACCCUUCAUGUUCGCUUCUGGUCUGGGCAUGGUUAUCAGCAGCGGCCUGUUCUAUUACCAGAAUGAGCUUAUCUAUCCCCGGAAUAUUCCUGCAAAUGCUCGCACCGAUGUACCAAGACCAUCUCAGCUGGGACUGGACGCCGAAGAGCUCACUCUACCCACGCCGGAUGGUGAGAACUUGAGCGCAUUCCUCGUAAAGCCAGGAAAUGCAAGCAAGGCAAAGAAUGUCACUCUCCUCAUGUUCCAUGGAAAUGCUGGAAACAUCGGUCAUCGACUUCCUAUCGCUAAAAUUCUGGCGAAUGACAUGUACUGCAACGUCUUGAUGCUUCAGUACCGAGGCUACGGUCUGUCGACUGGUAAUCCGAACGAAAAGGGCAUCGCAAUAGAUUCGCAAACUGGACUCGACUAUAUUCGAAGUCGGGAAGACCUCAAGAAAACAAAGAUCGUAGUCUAUGGCCAGAGUCUGGGGGGCGCUGUCAGUAUUGGACUGGCCGUCAAGAACAAGGAUCGAGGCGAUAUUGCUGGCUUGAUACUUGAGAACACUUUUCUCAGUAUCAAGAAAAUGAUUCCGAGUGUUAUCCCUGCAGCCAAAUACUUGACGCCACUCUGUCAUCAAGUUUGGCCCAGCGAAGAAAUGAUUCCACAGAUCACAAACGUUCCAGUCCUGUUCUUGAGCGGGCUUCAAGAUGAAAUAGUACCGCCAUCGCAUAUGAAACGACUCUUCGACAUCUGCCAGUCAGAGCCGAAGAUCUGGAAGGAGUUCCCUUACGGUGACCAUAACAACACAGUUGCUGAGGCCGGUUAUUUCCACAGCAUUCAGGAUUUCAUCGACAAACCAGUCGUGCAUCGGUAA